ACAGUUUCUCAUCUCCCUGCAUCUCGGCCGCUUCCCCGGGGCCGUGGGCGGGAUCUGGGUGUGUCCGGAUGGGGGCGUGGCGGGGCGCAUCCCCUAAAAUCUCCUAGCUCGGUGGGGCGGCGGGUGCCAUGGGGGCGAGGGGCGCGCGGGUGACCCUGUGCGGCGUGGCGCUGCUCUGCGCGCUCGCCCAGGCCGAGCGCCCCGCCGGGAGUCCGAGCUGCGGCCCCGGCCGCCUGCUGCGUGGGACCGGGAUGGACGCGCGCUGCUGUCGCCUCUGCUCCCCGGCUGAAGAGGUUUGUCCUGAGGGGGACUGCACGUGCAUCCAGCCGGAGUUCCACUGCGGGGACCCCCAGUGCGGCACCUGCAAGCACCACCGCUGCCCGCCCGGCCAGGAGGCGAGGCCCAGCGGGAAUUUCAAUUUCGGCUUUGAAUGUGUCGACUGUGUCACAGGGACCUUCUCUGGGGGCCACGAGGGUCGCUGCAAACCCUGGGCAGACUGCUCCCAGUUUGGGCUUCCUACCGCGUUCCCUGGAAACAAGACACACAAUGCCGUGUGCAGCCUGGGGCUGCCGCCCGCCGAGCCGCCCGACCCCCUGACCGCCGCCCUCCUCCCCGUGGCCGCCUGCAUCCUGGUCCUGACUGCCGCCCAGUUCGGCCUGCACCUCUGGCAGCUGAGGAGGCAGCGCACGAGGCCCCCAGGUCGAGACCCAGCUGCUGCUGGAGGCAGGCCCGCCGGCCGAGGACGCCUGCAGCUGCCAGUUCCCUGAGGAGGAGCGGGGGGAGCAGCUGCCCGAGGACAAGGGCCAGCUGAGGGACCUGUGGGUGUGAGGCCCGGCUGUCCUCUGCCACGCUGGACCCAGAGCCGGCCCCUCCCGGGAAGCGGCCCAGCGCUGACCCGGGAGCAAGGGCGCUGUACCCUGCUGUGGGGCCCCAGCCCGGGGCCCGGCCCUGCUCCCCUCGAUGGUGGAAGUGGGUGUGGGUGGUGACAGCGACCAGUCCCCCAGACCAUGCAGAAGAGGCAGCAGCUGCGGCCAGACCCACAGGAGACACAGACAUGGCCAUGCCUGCCUCCCUCCCUCGCUGGCCCUGUGGUCUGUGGGCCCCUGGCUCCCGGGACAGGAGGCUGUGCCCAGUGCAGGACCUAGCUGCGGGCGGUGCUCAAUAAACACUUGUCCAGUGG
Molecule: messenger RNA, 1180 nt
Organism: Suricata suricatta (meerkat)
Lineage: Eukaryota; Metazoa; Chordata; Mammalia; Carnivora; Herpestidae
Gene: TNFRSF18
Product: TNF receptor superfamily member 18
Exons: 5
Coding region: 129-767 (212 amino acids)
Biological process (GO): negative regulation of apoptotic process; positive regulation of cell adhesion
Cellular component (GO): external side of plasma membrane; plasma membrane
Molecular function (GO): tumor necrosis factor receptor activity
Source: RefSeq, a predicted model, not a curated record